AUGGCUGCCGAAAAGGCGAACACCAACCCGGAAAUUGAAGCAGUCGUGCGCUACUCGGUCUUUACUACCUCUGAAAGAUGGUGUAUUGUCGCACUUGUUUUCAAGAUCAACUUGACAAUCACAACUUACAUGGCCGUUGCUACGAUCGCCCCGACGCUUGUAGGCAGCACGGCUGAUGUGCUAGGUCGAAGGCCAAUAUACAUGGUCGCUUUGACUUUGUAUCUUGGUGCGACAUUGUUUAUUGACAUCUACAAGUUGGAUCAGUGGCAGGCAGGCCUCAUAUACCUCCCAUUCGGCCUUGGUGGAACGAUUUCGACUUUCUUUUCCGGCUCGCUGUUGGACAAUGCCUACCGCCAAACGAGAACAAAACGAGGUCUGAGCACAGACAAAGUGGCCGGCGAUGACCUGGACAACUUCGCGAUCGAGAAGGCGCGCCUCAGUGUUAUAUGGAUCCCCAUGCUCGUGACCAUCUGCUCGGUGCUCGCUUUUGGCUGGGUCUUGGACUAUCACCAGGUCAGCAUCUGGCACAUGCCUUCCGCCCUCAGCCUCGCGAACUAA
Fonsecaea erecta is the source of this 558-nucleotide messenger RNA. RefSeq lists its product as hypothetical. NCBI's taxonomy places the organism in Eukaryota, Fungi, Ascomycota, Eurotiomycetes, Chaetothyriales, Herpotrichiellaceae. The transcript is spliced from 2 exons. Gene Ontology annotation, biological process: transmembrane transport. The record is from RefSeq and is a predicted model, not a curated record. The coding region runs from base 1 to 558 and encodes 185 amino acids. Gene Ontology annotation, molecular function: transmembrane transporter activity.